This is a messenger RNA of Lathyrus sativus (Indian pea), 2901 nucleotides long. The record is from the annotation of a GenBank genome assembly. NCBI's taxonomy places the organism in Eukaryota, Viridiplantae, Streptophyta, Magnoliopsida, Fabales, Fabaceae.
AUGGCACCAUGGUGGGGAAAGCCUUCGUCCAAAGAGGCGAAGAAUAAGAAGACAAACAGGGAGAGUAUUUUUGAUAUGAUACAGCGAAAAUUGAAAAAUGUUUCAGAAGCAAAGAGCAACUAUAAAUCAGGAGGGUCUCGAGGACAUCAUAAUUGCAGUAUCUCAAAGAAAGGAUCUAGAUCAUUCGGACCUUCAACAAGAUCAUCGUCGUCCUCUCCAACUGUGUCCCGCUGUCUAAGUUUUGCAGACCAUCAUUAUUCUCGGCCAAACCCAGUGCCAGGCUCGCCCAUUCAUACUGCUAGUAAUGCUAGUUCUGGAAUUAUUUUAACAUCUAAACUGGAAAGAGCCACAGAAGAUCCUUCAUCUAGACCAUCUAUAUAUUUCCCCCUGCCAGAACCUGGUUAUCUGACUAUGAAAAUAGAAACAGAGCCACCAUUAACAGACGUGGAAGGAGAUAUAGUCACUGCAUCUGUUUCCUGUGACAGCUCUAUUGAUAGUGGUGACUCAUCUGAUUCACAUCUUGUUAGUCCUCUGGCCUCUGACUGUGAAAAUAGAAACAGGGCCACCAUUAACACUUCUAAAAGUAUGGUGAACAGAGAUCAGUCACAGACUACUAUCCAAAAAAACUUAAGAGCAUCCUCAAAACCAGCUCAUAAACUGCGCAACAAUAAGCCACUGUCUAGCUCGCCAAAAGGAGUUCCUUUGCAUCUGCAAAUAGGUCGUGCAGGUGGUUUUUGCAGUGCGCCAGAUAGUUCAAUGUCUAGUCCUAGAAGUCCAAUGCGAGCAUUUGGUCCAGAGCAAAUGCUAAAUUCAGGAUUAUGGACUGGGAAGCCUUAUCCAGAUAUAGCUUCUGGGCACUGCUUUAGUCCAGGUUCAGGCCAUAAUUCUAGUAAUAAUUCGGUUGGUGGGGAUCCAUCAGCAUUUAGGGCACACAACAAGUGUAGUGCUGAGUGUUCCCCAAUACCUAGUCCCAGAAUGACAAGCCCUGGCCCCAGUUCCAGGAUACAGAGCAGUAAUGUCAGCCCUCUGCAUCCAAAGGCUGGAGGUGCAGCAGCAGAAUUGCCUACAAGAAGACCCGAUGUCAAUAAACAACAAAGUCAUCGGUUACCGCUUCCUCCAAUAAAAGUGACUAAACCUUGUCCAUUUUCUCCCACCUAUUCUGUGUCUUCAACUCCUUCAGCCCCUAGAAGUCCUGCCAGACCAGAAAUUUCAACAAGCCCAGGUUCACGCUGGACAAAAGGGCAUUUGCUUGGAAGGGGAACAUUUGGACAUGUUUAUCUUGGUUUCAGCAGGGAAAGUGGCGAGAUGUGUGCAAUGAAGGAGGUAACCCUUUUUUCAGAUGACCCUAAAUCACGGGAAUGUGCGCAGCAACUUGCCCAAGAAAUUGCACUGCUAAGUCAGUUGCGGCAUCCAAACAUAGUCCAGUAUUAUGGGUCUGAGACGGUCGAUGACAGACUUUAUAUAUACUUGGAGUACGUCUCUGGUGGGUCUAUCUAUAAACUGCUUCAAGAAUACGGACAAUUAGGUGAAAUUGCAAUUCGAAACUACACCCGGCAAAUUCUUUCAGGACUUGCAUAUUUGCAUGCAAAGAACACUGUUCACAGGGACAUCAAAGGAGCAAACAUAUUGGUGGACCCUAAUGGACACAUAAAACUGGCAGAUUUUGGGAUGGCUAAGCAUGUAAGUGGGCAGUCACUUCCAUUUUCUUUUAAAGGAAGUCCUUACUGGAUGGCACCUGAGGUUAUAAGAAAUUCAAAUGGUUGUAAUCUUGCUGUUGAUAUAUGGAGUCUGGGCUGCACUGUUCUAGAGAUGGCAACAACAAAACCACCUUGGAGCCAAUACGAAGGGGUUGCUGCUAUGUUUAAGAUUGGGAACAGCAGGGAACUUCCCAAAAUUCCAGAUCAUCUAUCAGAAGAAGGGAAAAGUUUUGUCAGGCUUUGUUUGCAAAGGGAUCCAGUAGAUCGUCCAUCAGCUUGUCAACUUCUAGAGCACCCAUUUGUUAAAAGUGCUUUUCCGGAAAGACUCUUUAUGACGGCUGAUCCCUCAGAAUCCCCAUCUUCUGUUAUAAAUGCAAUGAGAUCACUGGCCAUUGGAUCACCUAAACAUACACUAUGUUUAGACUCGGAAGAAGUAGCUGGUAUUCAUGGUAUCCCUCCAGCCAGAAACUUCAGAACCGGUUAUGAAUCAAGUUAUGCUCAUAAAGGAAGGAUCGUCUCAUGUCCCGUUUCUCCAUCUGAUGGACUACGCGUGCCUCCCAGAUCAAUGAAUCUGAAUGGCAGGAUAUCUCCCUCUCCAACACCUAAUCCUCAUGCUGCAGCUGCAUCUGGGCCUUCUACUCCGCAAAUCUGUAGAUGUGGGGCAAACCCAUACUAUCAAACAAAGCAACCCAUAUUCCCUCAUGAAGCACUUGGUAUGACCCAUAAAUCUCCUACUGGUAAUCAGUCAAAUGGAAGAACUGCUGGUCAAUGUCAGUGUUCAAAUCAUGCUCAGUUACAAAGAAAUAUGAAACCCCCCAUUCAGUCAAAUGAAGGGACUGCUUGUCAAUGUCAGUGUUCAAAGCAUGGUCAGUUACAAAGAAAUAUGAAACCCACCAUUCAGUCAAAUGGAGGCGCUGCUUGUCUAUGUCAGUGUUCAAAGCAUGGUCAGUUUCAAAGAAAUGCGCAACCGCGGCAACUUUGCUGCCGCCAGGAUAUAAUUUCACCUGAAAAUAAUGCUCUUGCAAACCAUAGUAGGAGGGCCGUAGAGGGAGUUCCAAGAGAAUCUCGUAGGGCCGUAGAGGGAGUUCCAAGAGAAUCUCGUAAUGGGAGGUCAAGUAAUUGUGUGUCUCGACAACAGCGGGCACGACCAAAUACAUCUCGCAAGUCAAGUGCACCAGUGGUUGGUCGCACUAAUGGCUUGUGA